CAUGUUUGUCUGUUUACAGGUGGUUAUGAAGUUAUUGGUGUGUCUCAGCCAAUCAAAGCUGCUCCUGGUGAUGAUGUCGUCUUGCCAUGUUGGGUCAGUCCAAUUUGGGAUGCGACAAAAAAGACAGUGGAGUGGUCCAGACUGGACCAACGGCAGGACUCAACCAAAAAGUACGUGUUGGUGUACAGGGCCUUGAAGCUGGACAGGAGGCUGAUGAUGGAGUCGUACAUCGGGAAGGCGUCUCUGAUCCCCGAGGCCCUGAAAUCUGGAAACGUAACCCUGAAACUCACCAAUGUGACCGUUGACGACAGCGGGCGGUAUAAAUGUUUUCUCCCAAGUCUGAAGACACAUGCAGUAAUUCAACUCUUGGUCUCAGAUUCACCAAAGACUGGAAACCUGUCAAAGCCAAAGGACAGGAUUAACAUAGAGUCCACAGAUGAACGGGAUUGGUGGAAUGUUCUCUGGGCUCCUCUAAUAUUCAUUAUCAUCGUUUCUUUCCUCUUCAU
Poecilia latipinna (sailfin molly) is the source of this 506-nucleotide messenger RNA. Its product is annotated as myelin-oligodendrocyte glycoprotein-like. The annotation marks the transcript as partial. The transcript is spliced from 3 exons. Gene Ontology annotation, molecular function: signaling receptor binding. Gene Ontology annotation, biological process: regulation of cytokine production; T cell receptor signaling pathway. The record is from RefSeq and is a predicted model, not a curated record. NCBI's taxonomy places the organism in Eukaryota, Metazoa, Chordata, Actinopteri, Cyprinodontiformes, Poeciliidae. Gene Ontology annotation, cellular component: external side of plasma membrane.